Cryptomeria japonica (Japanese cedar) is the source of this 1045-nucleotide messenger RNA. RefSeq lists its product as uncharacterized. The record is from RefSeq and is a predicted model, not a curated record. Bases 147 to 635 code for a protein of 162 amino acids. Gene Ontology annotation, molecular function: phenylpyruvate tautomerase activity. Lineage: Eukaryota; Viridiplantae; Streptophyta; Pinopsida; Cupressales; Cupressaceae. The transcript has 4 exons.
CAGAAAAACACAGCCUCAAAAGGUAGCACAAAAUUAGAUAAGGCUGGAGCUUCGAGGGCAGCUUACAUAUCUAUUGAAAAGAUUUGUAAAAGCAGAGGACAGGCUUUCAAAUUUGAGCAGUUGCCCGGACAUUUGAGAUUGUGGGAAUGCCUACGCUAAAUCUGUCAACCAAUGUACCUGUGGAUGGGGUGGUGAGCUCAGACAUCCUCAAAGACUGCAGCAAGACUGUGGCUAGGGUCAUUGGCAAGCCUGAAUCUUAUGUGAUGGUGUUGCUGAAAGGAGGAGUACCUAUUUCAUUCGGUGGUACUGAGGAACCAGCUGCAUAUGGCGAGCUUGUCUCCAUUGGAGGGCUGGGUCCUUCUGUCAAUGGAAAAAUCAGUGCAGCCAUUGCAGACAUCCUCGAGUCCAAGCUCUCCGUCGACAAGUCAAGGUUUUAUAUCAAGUUUUAUGACGUGCAGGUUUUGAAUAGCCCUACUAGUUGCACAAACUCAUACUCACAUUUGGGAAGCUCUUCAAAUAAGCAAGCCUGUAGUUUGCAAAUUCUGACAAGUUUCUUCGGAAUCGUCAACAGAGCCCAUCACCAAACGAGCGAAAACACUGGAUCCUACUUUGGUUUCAGAGGCUCUACAUUUUAGGUUUGAAGGCCAUAGUUAUUAUCAUUUUUAUUUCACAUCUUGAAGGAGGAUAUAAUAAAUGAUUGUAAAUCAAAUGUAUGUAGUGUUGAGAAUUUUGUAGAUAGUUUAUCAUUCCAGAUCUUCUAUUGAUUUUUGGUGACUAAUUUCUGUGUGGAGCAGAGGGAUUGUUCUAAGAAUUCCAGAAAAUCUAAAGUUAGAGGUGCAGCAAGGUUAAUCUGGACUGGAUAUUGAGUGCAAGUUUUGGCUCAUUAACAGCCAAAUUAUUACUAGGAUUAAUGCCAUAAACACCUUUUUUGGUCAAUUAAUAUUUCUGCACUAUGCUCUUAUUGUAAUUAUUUUGAUCAAUAAGUCACAUUCUAUAUUGUUCUAAUAAAUCUAAGAUUUAAAUCAGAAAGCUUUCUUAUUUUGCA